GCACCAAAGCAUUUCUCAAUUGACACUGCAUAUGAACAGACACCCGCAGUGUAGAAUUAUUAAAGGGAGACAAAUGAAUGAACUCUGUAAACUCCCUGAGGCCAUCUACAGAAGAACACAAUUGUACAUUUCUAGCUCUGUCGGGCUACUGUCCUACUAAAGAGAGAUAAUCCCAGACCACUCAAAUUCAGUCAAGGCUCCAGCAGUGCUUAUCUGCAGCUUGACAACGAGGAGAACGACGAAAGCUUGAGAAACGUCAGAGCGAAGAAUCCUUCAUGGUGUCUUUCUGGAGGUGGUGGAUCCAUUAUCGCUCAUUCUUUUUGAUACAGGUUCUGCUAUGACUGUGGAUGAUGGUGUGAGUGGCUGGCCAUUUGGCAUUCCAUAUCAAGAUGAGAAGCGGAAUGCUGCUGGAUUAUGUCCGAGCCCCGCGGGCCAAGUACACCAUGAUGGGGGAAGUGGUUCGCUAUGUCAUCCCUGGACCCUUGCAGUGUUCUAUGGGCUGUGGAGGUCAGGCCUGCAAGUACGAAAACCCGAGUUGCUGGAGUGAGGAAGAUCAGGCCAUCGUGGGCCUGUAUUCCUCAUGGGUUACCGAUGAUCUCCUUGCCAUGUCCAGACCCUCAACAGAGAUCAUAGAAAAGUAUAAAAUUAUAGAUCAAUUCAAAAGAAAUGGCAUAACUACAGUGAUCAACUUGCAGAAGCCCGGGGAACACGCCAGCUGUGGUAACCCCCUUGAGCCCGACAGCGGCUUCUCCUACCGCCCGGAGGUUUUCAUGGCCAAUGAUAUAUAUUUUUACAAUUUUGGCUGGGAAGACUAUGGUGUGUCCAACAACGCAAACAUACUUGACAUGAUGAAAGUCAUGGUGUUUGCGAUGCAGGAGGGGAAAAUAGCAGUCCACUGCCACGCUGGUCUAGGAAGAACAGGGGUAUUGUUAGCUUGUUUCCUGGCCUACGCCUCCAGGAUGACGGCGGACCAGGCCAUCAUCUACGUGCGCGCCAAGCGUCCCAACUCCAUCCAGACCAGAGGUCAGCUGCAGUGUGUCCGGAAGUUCGUCAGGUUUCUCGACCCUCUGAGGAGCGUGUUCUCGUGCGCCUCCCCCCGCUCCUCCCCCUUCACCCUGAGGCAGUUCCUGGUCCGCCAGAGACACAUGCUGCACGGCCUGGAGCGACGCGAGAUGAGACACCUGCCCAAGAUCAUCCAGCUGGUGUCCCGGCUGCUGGUGGACAUCGCCGAGAACCGGGAGGUCAUCGAGGAGGACAUCCUGGAGGCCCCGGACAUCAACGACGUGGAGAUGAGCCUCAGCCUCAUGGAGAAGAUGAGCAUGGAGUACGGACCGGGGGGGCGGCCGCGCCUCCCCGGUCCGCCCACCUUACCCAGGCACGCCAACGAGCCCGCCAUCUUCUACCACCGCAAGAGUCUCAGCUACAGUGACUCGGACCUGAGGCGGCUCGGCCCGGAGCUCAGCUUGCCGGGUCAAGCCUCGUGCUCCCUGUCCACGGGUCACCUCAACAUGGCCUGCAUGAUGCAGCCUGCCCGGCUGGCUUCCCUGGGCCGAGGGCAGAAAGGUUCCAUUUGGGAGCAGAAGAAUCUCACCACCGAGAAUGGCUCCCUCGUGCUGAAAAGGAAAAAGGAGGUCUUUCAUCGCACGGGGUCCUUGGAAAACGACAAGGGAUCGUCCCCCAUCGGCAGCUUGUUGUUCAGGUGGAAGAGGGAGCAGAGAGCCGGGUUGAAGCGGUCCCCUUCUGGAGAUUGCGAGGAGUCAGAGGUCCCCUUCAUCACACUGCAGACAGAGCUCUCUUUGGAAGCUAGGAGGCUACUGGUGGCCCAGGCACUGGCUGUGGAUCUGACCCAGGAUGGUGAAGACCAACACCGGCACACAGUCUCUUUCUGGCAGGCAGAGCUGAACCACGGCGGGGCCUGGGAGAGGCUGUGUAUGGAGAGGGAUCCAUUCAUCUUGACCGGACUGAUGUGGGCUUGGCUGGAACAGCUCAAAGAGCCCGCUAUCGACCGCGAGGCUGCUGAGAGCCUGGACCCCAAAAACACAGACUCCCAGACCGUACUGGAUACGCUGGACCAGGCUCCCAGAAUCACAUUGGUGUGUGUGCUCGACUGCAUGGCCCGUUUGUUGUUGAUACCAGAGGACCUGGAGAACGCCUUCCUGCGACGCACCAUCAAGGCUUUCACAAAGCUGGAAGACGACUCAGAAGGAAAGAGUGUGUACGAGAACAUGGCGGUCGUGCUCAAGUUGGUCCUUUUGGACAUGAGACUGAAAGCCAUUGAAGAGGACGAGGCUGCCAAUGUGUUGCUGUCCAGCAAAUAGCCACUCACAAAUUCUUAUGUUGUGUAGCUUCACACUCAGUUGUGUAAUGACAGGCUGAGACCGUUUCUGUGCCUUGCACCAUAUUGAAUAAUAAUUCAUAAUACUUAGGGCCUUUCAAGCCUUCUUAAACAUUAACUUACAUCAUGAUGGAGUACAGCGAAUGCAUUAAGGACCAAAUCAUAGAGCAGUUUUUUACAGUACAGUAUAUGCCUUAACACUUUGGAGAUACACCGAAAUAUAUCAGCCACAAAAGUACGACAAAUAUAAAUUUGACAGAUUAUCUUGAAGGAUUUACCUUACCAAAAGGCAUUUACAAACAUAAUUAGCCACAAUAUAUAUCAAUGCCUCUUCCAU
Molecule: messenger RNA, 2672 nt
Organism: Gadus morhua (Atlantic cod)
Lineage: Eukaryota; Metazoa; Chordata; Actinopteri; Gadiformes; Gadidae
Gene: ptpdc1b
Product: protein tyrosine phosphatase domain containing 1b
Exons: 10
Coding region: 390-2318 (642 amino acids)
Biological process (GO): cilium assembly; protein dephosphorylation
Molecular function (GO): protein tyrosine phosphatase activity
Source: RefSeq, a predicted model, not a curated record